This is a messenger RNA of Dendronephthya gigantea, 2831 nucleotides long. Its product is annotated as histamine H2 receptor-like. The record is from RefSeq and is a predicted model, not a curated record. Gene Ontology annotation, molecular function: G protein-coupled receptor activity. Lineage: Eukaryota; Metazoa; Cnidaria; Anthozoa; Malacalcyonacea; Nephtheidae. Gene Ontology annotation, biological process: G protein-coupled receptor signaling pathway. Gene Ontology annotation, cellular component: membrane. The coding region runs from base 791 to 1945 and encodes 384 amino acids. The transcript has 5 exons.
UUACGAUGUAAGCGAUUCACUAUAAUAUACAAUCAUCUUAGAGUGAAAUACUAAGUGCGUAAAUAGUUUAGGAGAAGAAUAUGCAAAGUAAAUCAAAUUCAUUGAUAAAUAAAUAUUGUGUUUUAUGACAAUGCGUGGCUAAUUUUGACGUGAAAAUGAGCAAAAAUUGAAGCAAGACAAAAAAUUUUAAACCCCUGAUAUUUCAGCAGAAUUUUAUAGACCAUGCAGGGAUGUAUAUAUAGUGAUAUAUACCGUGCGAAUUCAUUUGUCAUGGAAUAUUUGAGAAUAUGCUCAGCUUCCAGAGUGUAGAUUGAUAUUUGAGAAUAUUCUCAGCUUCUAGAGUGUUCACUUGACGUAAAAUCAUGCACCUGCAACACAAGUGAUUGUCAAACUUAUGCAUCAAUUGGCUAUAUAGGCAUAUAUAAUUUUUUUCAAUUGAAAACUACACAUAUACAUAGUCGCUAUACGCAGAAUCGAUCAUGCAUUCAAUAUCAUAAAAGCUGGGAUACUGGACCUUCGACGACAACCUGAACUGUCUUUUUAACGUUUAAGCUAAGUACGGGUGUUAAACGGGCUUUUAGUCAGGAACAAAGUGCAUCUUUUUUCAACCAUGGAACAAACACUUGUGCCGAUUUUUACCAUGGCUACCCGUCUCAAAGAUAGACAGUUUUAAGUGCCUAAAGUUCGUUUCAGGCUCUGGACGAAGGAACUUGGCAACUUUGACGUUUGCGAAGUUAUAACCUCGAUACAAGACGGAAAACAUUUGAUAUAAAAGAACAAGAAUGAUAGAAUGAUAAUCCCAACGUCUGCCGCAAUUAUGGAUUCAAACAUCUCUCACAAGCCGUUUGCUAAUUCCACACCUGAGUUGGGAGGUAGCAUUUUCAAACCAGCCUAUGAUUCCUGUCUCAUCGCUUUAGCAGUUUGUAUUAUCGCCAUCAAUGUCCUUGUCGUCUAUUUGUUUGCGACGAAAGAUUACCUGAGGACGAAAACCAAUAGUUUUUUGGUCAGCUUAGCUUUGUCUGAUCUCCUGACGGGGUCGUUGUCAAUUCCUCUCUUCCUGACAUGUACGACUACUUUGAAAGCGCAGAUAUGCCUUGCAUCUGGUUUAUUCUAUCGUGGUAUAGCGGUGUCUACCAUGGCUCAUAUAAUGGUUGUGACACUGGAAAGAUACGUCGCAGUAAUGUUCCCAAUGAGGUACUAUCGUAUGGUAACCAAAGGUCGUGUGUGGUUCUUUAUUGCUUCAGUAUGGUGCUUCUCCUUGUUUUAUGCGACUCUUCAACUAGCUUGGUUGAACGUUGGCAAUCACAAUCUUACAAAUGCACAAUUGCACAGAAAAUAUGAGAAACCUUAUAACCUAAUAGGCGUGUUCCUCUGUUUUGCCAUCCCUCUUUGUAUCAUGCUAUUUUGCUUCAGUCGUAUGUUCCUCGUGAUUCGUCGACAAGUGAAACGAAUCCGAAAACAAGCCGAACUCGCUGCCGACCCUCGGAAUCGCUCGAUUGCCUCCGACAAGCGAGCCCUGGUUAUAUUCGCUGCGAUGUUAGGAAUUUUCACAAUAUGUUGGCUGUCUUGGUAUAUUAUGUUAUUUCAAGCUCAAAUAGGAAAGAAUGCGUUCUUGCCUGAGAUCUUAUCAGAUAUUUUAGACUUCUUGAGAUUCGGAACAAGUUUCUUCAACCCAAUGUUGUAUACAUUUUUGAAAAACGAUUUCCGGCGUGCCGUGUGUUCCCUGCUCAGAGAUCAUUGUCAAGAUCAUUGUCCGAAGUACCCGAUAUUUACCCCCAGACGGGAUUCGGGAGCGUUUAGAAUGACUCUGACGACAGAUACAAACGGCAAACAGACGACAUUGCUGAAUGGAGACUCCCCAGACCAAAAGAAGAAGGAGAAGUUUGAUUCUCAGGAGAUUCCAGUCAAGCAGCCUGAAAAUGAGCAACUGAUUACGCAUGUGUAAAGUUAUGAUGUCAUGCGCACACUGACGAUUUGCGGGGAACUAAAAUGCGGUUGAAGUGACUAUUUUCUCAAAUGGAUGUCUAAAGAAGUGUCUUUUAAAUAUUUCAGUGUUUUAUCUAAUAUUAACAGAAAUCGGUGAGGGCAUUUCUUAAGAUCGCUAAUGUUCCAAAUUGCUGCCUUCAUCGUGAUCUGAAAUCAUCGACUUUAGGUUGUCAAGAAACAUUCCGCCAUUAUCGUGUGAAAGUCUACGUUUUUUAUGAUAUCAGAGUUCCAAAUAACCCUGCGUCAUCUUCGCUGCGAUGAAGAUGUACAGCUGUGUGGUAACCCAAUUAGUGAUCCCAUUUAUGCAACAUGCAAAACAACUUGUUUGUGAGAGGGCAGACAUUGAUAUCACAACAUGAAUAAUAGAUGGAAGCGAAAGCUGCCGCAAAUGGCGCAAAGUCGCACGUAACUCCGGGAGAUUAAGUUAGAUUAACGUACUAUAAAAAAACCGAUCUUCAGAAAUACCGUGAGACCCAUGCAUCAUGUUGUUUAAGAAGGUCUGGGACUUACCGCUUUCCUGUUUUUCGCGGAGAAAAAACAGAGUGACGAGCGGUUCAUCGUUACCCUGUAUGUAUCCAUCAUUACCCUGUAUGUAUUCAUCGUUAUCCUAUAUGUACCCUGAAAUGUUACUGACGUACUUUUCAUAACCUUAGAUGUACAUAAUUACUAUUUUGAUGAGUGAAAAUAUUGUGGCAAUGUAAUAAGUGCAUAUGUUAUAAAAAUUUCACAGCUUCUUGUAAUGAGAAUUAUGAGGCAAAAUUUUAAUCAAGAAUACGAAAUACAACCGUGAUUUCACCAACGCCUUCCGGCCGCCGCCAUUUUGAAUUUGGACUGGGGAAAGUAUU